Molecule: messenger RNA, 598 nt
Organism: Corticium candelabrum
Lineage: Eukaryota; Metazoa; Porifera; Homoscleromorpha; Homosclerophorida; Plakinidae
Product: transmembrane protein 17B-like
Exons: 4
Coding region: 11-598 (195 amino acids)
Biological process (GO): non-motile cilium assembly
Cellular component (GO): ciliary transition zone
Source: RefSeq, a predicted model, not a curated record
ACCGACCACUAUGGCUCAGUCUGCUUGGCGGACUCCUCUCGUAACUGUUACGGCCGCUGUAUUUCCUGAAUCUAAAAGACUAGGUGGUAGUACGUCACAAGCGUCUCUACUCACAGGCGGUGAGAUUUUGUCUAAUUUGCCUCUUCAAAUGUCUCUCUUUUUCAACGCUUGGUUUUCUCCAUUUUGGAUUGUCACUUGUUUGUACAUGUUGGGAUUCAAGUUUGCGUCUCUGGCUUUUCAUUACAAAGUCAUACUGAUCACUAUCUAUAUUGUCAUGGCAAUUGUGGAGGCUGUCCGUCUCUAUCUGGGAUAUGUAGGAAAUCUACAAGAAAAGGUACCCGAAUUGGCAGGAUUCUGGCUGCUUACACUGGUCAUACAGUUGCCAUUACUCUUGUUCUUACUACUCAACACUGCGACUGUCGUCCUACCUCUCGAGAGAGGAGUCCAUAGUCCGAUGGUACUUUUUCUGUUUCUCGAAAUCUUUCUGGGCUAUUGGGCUAUAAGAAUAAUGAUUCGUGCACAAGCAGCAAAAUUUCAUCUUAUGCAAUUCGAUGAUGUCACAGACAGAGACAGCGAAACUCAUAGCAAGAGAGACUAA